Molecule: messenger RNA, 3364 nt
Organism: Amphiprion ocellaris (clown anemonefish)
Lineage: Eukaryota; Metazoa; Chordata; Actinopteri; Pomacentridae
Product: threonine synthase-like 1
Exons: 3
Coding region: 190-2367 (725 amino acids)
Biological process (GO): amino acid metabolic process
Cellular component (GO): cytoplasm
Molecular function (GO): pyridoxal phosphate binding
Source: RefSeq, a predicted model, not a curated record
CCUCCGGGCUGGCCGUAGUGUUUGUACAAACUGCGGAGUAAGCUUUCCGUCAAACAUGUACGUGCUGAUCGUGCUUUCCCGGACAAACAAACCAUGUUUCACCACAGACUGGCAUUUAUUAACAGAUCUGAAGUGCGGAAAGUCAUCGUUGCAUUUCGCGAGAAACGCCUGCUCUCAUUUGAUUUCUGAAUGGGUUUACUGAAUGCAAGUCAGCUCGCGGUCAGAGCUGCCAGAUGCUGCCUGAGCCCCCUUUCAACAUCAAAAUCAUGGCUCUCCACCAAAACCGCCCCCCUGGGCGACAAGAACAUCCUGCUCAUGGGUCCUCCUGGAGCAGGGAAGACCACAGUGGGGAAGAUCGUGGCCCACAAACUGGGCCUGCCGCUGGUAGACGUCGACGAUGACGUCUUGGAGGCGACGUGGAAGAUGCCGGUCGCUGCCAAGCUGGCAGCGGUGGGUGGAAAGCGUUUCUUGGAGGAAGAAGGUCAAGCUUUGUGCAACUUCUCUGCUUCUGGGUGUGUCGUUUCCCUGACGGGCUCCAACCCUCUCCACGAUGAGGCGAUGCAGCACGUCAAGCAGGGCGGGCUGGUCGUCUACCUGGACGUGGACGGCGAGGACAUCAUACAGAGGCUCACCAGGAUGAAGGUGAACAGGGUAGUAGGCCAGGAGGCGGGGGUCUCUAUGAGGGACAUCCUGCUCUACAGGAAACAGUUUUAUGAGAAGUGGCUGGAUGUGAGGGUUUUGUGUGGAACGGGAGACACGGUGGAGGAAGUAGCGGAGAAGGUGCUGAAAGCUGUGAGGAGAUAUGAGAACCGUGAUGAGGAAACCUUUGUGUCAACCAGGUGUGACAGCGCAGGACGGUCCAAUCAGAAAAGCUACUUUAGUGAUGUGGUUGUUGAGGGUCUGGCUGCAGAUGGAGGCCUGUAUGUUCCCAAAAAUGGCUUCCCAAAGCUUGAUGCACGUGAAUGGCUGAGAUUAGCCGCUAUGUCAUACCAAGAACGAGCUUUAGUUUUGCUUGAAAAGUGCAUCCACCCGCUGGACGUCUCUGCUUUGGAUCUCAGAACGAUGAUAUUUAAAGCGUACGGGUCAAACUUUUCUAGUGAGGCCGUUGCUCCUGUGAAGCACCUCAUGCACAAUCAGUACAUUCAGGAGCUUUUUCAUGGCCCCACCGCCUCCUUUAAGGACCUGGCCUUGCAGCUGAUGCCUCAACUCUUCGCCUACUGCCUCCCACCCAUGUGCAACUACCUCAUCCUGGUGGCCACGUCCGGAGACACUGGCAGCGCCGUCCUCAGCGGCUUCAGCAGGCUGAGCGGCGUUGACAGACACCGGACCGGCGUGCUGGUGUUCUUCCCGGAGGAGGGAGUGAGUGAGAUUCAGAAGCUCCAGAUGACGAGCUACAGGGAGGGAAACGCCAGAGCCGUCAGCGUCCUGUCAGACUUCGACUUCUGUCAGAGAACCAUCAAGAGGAUGUUUGGAGAGUCGGGGCUGACCGGGCAUCUGGCUGUGGAGUACGGCACCGUCCUCAGCACCGCCAACUCCAUCAACUGGGCAAGACUGCUGCCACAGGUGGUCUACCACUCCUCAGCUUAUCUGGAUCUGUGCAGAGACGGUGUUAUCAACUUCGGAGAGCCCGUUGAUGUUUGCAUCCCUACCGGCAACUUCGGCAAUGCCAUGUCAGCCGUGUACGCCAAGCAAAUGGGCAUCCCGAUAAGAAAAGUCAUCUGCGCGUCCAACCACAACUGCGUCGUCUCCGACUUUAUCACCACUGGUGAGUACGACCUGCGUGGACGGCCUCUGAUGCCGUCACACUCCCCGGCUAUAGAUAUCCUGAAAUCCUCCAACCUGGAGAGGUUUAUCUACCACGUCUCGCACGGAGGCAGCCGCCUUGUCAGGGACCUGUUCACACGCUUAGACGGGCAGCAACACUUUCAGUUUCCAGAGCCUCUUCUUGGCAGGAUGCAGCAGGAGGUCCUUGCUGGAUGGUGCUCUGAGGACGACUGCUUGGCCGCCAUCCAGAGCGUUCAAGCGCAGACCGGCUACGUCAUGGACACGCACACCGGCGUGGCCAAAGUCGUGGCCGACAGGCUGCAGGACGGCUCAUGCCCCGUGGUGCUUUGUUCCACCGCUCACUACGGGAAAUUCGCUCCCGCUGUGUUCAAAGCUCUGCAAGCCCAAAAUAUUCCAGAGGAUCCUGUCGAGCAGCUGAAGAAGCUGGAAGUCGCUGCUUCCAGACCAGAAACACACAGAGAGAUGAUGAGAUGCCUGAAGGAAAGUGGCAGGAGGCGACACACUGUUUGUCCUGCAGAUUACAGUGUGUUGGUGGAGGAGGUGGAGAGCAUGAUACAAGACUCUUUCUUGAAAGUUAUGUAGAAUUAUUCACCAGAAUUUAAACCAGAAUCUUCAAAAUAUGCUGUUGAUGUGCCUUGUUUGUAUUGUGCUACCAGUUCAUGGAAUUUUUAAACAGCAAACAGAACAAAAAGAGCUAAAAUCUCACUUGAAAAAGGCUUAAAAACAUCAAAAAGAAGUACCAGCUAUAAGCAGGCAUCAGUAUAAACAUGCAUUAAUUUAAAAGGCCCAUCCCACCUGGGCCUUCAGGAGUGAGAAAAAUAAGCACAGUCAUCCUGAUAAUGCAGUGACAGAGCUUUUAACUGUUUUAUGGCAGAUUCUUUACAUCGUUAUCUGGAGUCCUGGCCCACUAGAUGGGGAUGUCUACCUCUUGACCACUGGCUGCCGUGUAGAAAACACAUGCCAGCAUUACAGUAACACUAUAGGGAUGCAUCAGGUUCAUAUCCAGUAAUCACCAGUUUCUAUAAUCCUCCUGUCAGUGUCCAUUGACUCAUUAACUAGGCAUCGUUUAGACAGAAAGUGUCUUAUAUUGCUAUAACAAAAAUACCUUUUAAGACAGUACAUUGUUAUACUGCAUUUUGGAUAUACAGCCUCUCGGAAUGAUUACAGAAACAAUUCCUGUUUUAUUUUGUUCUGCUGGGAAAUACACUAAGAAAGUGCACGUAAUGUAAAUAUAUACAUGUAAAGCUCUGUACUACAAUUAUUUAACCACCAAUUAAAGUGAAAGGAAGUAGCUCAACAGUGUAUUUUUUUUGUCACAAACAAAUGCAAUCUCAGUGGAAAGCUCAAUUUUUUAUUGUGUUACACUCUGGAUGUCAAUUUUUGAUGUCCUAUUACCUUUUUAAACAAUACAAUGCUCUUUUUUCAUGUAUAUUUUAUCUAAAAAUAUGUAUUUAGGAAGGAAUAAAUGUGAAAUUAUGUGUACAUUUAAGUCUACAGGCUUGCAAUAAUGACAUUACAGCUCAUAGUCUUGGUAUACAGGGUUGGUUAUGUGGAAAUUGGAAAUACAAUUUGAACUUUA